AUGAAAACGUGGCAUUCCACGUGCUCGACGAAUGAACGAAAGUGCACGGUGAUAAAUAUCUGCUCCGUAAGAAAGGGUGAUAUACGUAUACACUACACCAGUCACGUAAUGGUUAAGCCGGCAGUGAUGCAGGAAACGAAUGCACGCAUCGCUUCCGUAUUCGAAACCGCGAGUCGUAAAUCGAGCAAGCAUCGUUUAAGUGCAUGGCUACAAUAUAAAGCAGCGUCGGCAUUUGUCUUGUUCGACAUGGGCGGCAAUUACUGCGGAUAUGCGGCCGACAUUACGUGCAGUUUUCCGGCCAACGGAAAGUUCACCGAGGAUCAAAAGCUGAUCUACAACGCGGUGCUGAAGGCGCGCAACGAGGUGCUCGCGGCCGCGAAGCCGGGAGUCGCCUGGACGGACAUGCAUCUGCUGGCGAACAGGGUCAUGUUGACGGCGUUGAUUGAGGGUGGACUGCUGGUGGGCGACGUCGAGGAGAUGAUAAAAAUGGGCUUGAACGAAGUGUUCCAGCCUCACGGGCUGGGCCACUUGCUGGGGCUGGAUGUGCACGACGUCGGUGGAUAUCUGUCCGGUCAUCCUGAACGCCCGAAGCAAGUAGGAUUGAGAAAGUUGAGAACCGCGCGAGUACUGCGCGCCGGAAUGGUUCUCACGGUGGAGCCGGGCUGUUACUUCAUUGACUUCUUGCUGAACUCAGCUCUUGCCAAUCCGUAUCAAAAGAAAUUCUUCGUGCCGGAACAGUUGCAGAGGUUCCGCGGUUUCGGCGGCGUCAGGAUCGAGGAUGACGUCCUCAUAACGGAAACCGGAGUGGAAAAUCUGACGGAUGUUCCUCGCACAGUCGAGGAGAUAGAGAGCUUCAUGCAGAGUUGAUAGGUCAACAGGGAUA
This is a messenger RNA of Wasmannia auropunctata (little fire ant), 883 nucleotides long. Its product is annotated as xaa-Pro dipeptidase-like. Gene Ontology annotation, molecular function: peptidase activity. The transcript is spliced from 4 exons. The record is from RefSeq and is a predicted model, not a curated record. The coding region runs from base 1 to 867 and encodes 288 amino acids. NCBI's taxonomy places the organism in Eukaryota, Metazoa, Arthropoda, Insecta, Hymenoptera, Formicidae.